CAGUAAUUCGUCUACUAAUGGAUCCAGCGUUCACCUCAGACACAUGAGGCGUAGACCUACGGAAAUCAGUUUGAUUCCAUUUCGAAUCAAAGAACAGGGUGUGGAUGUAAGGUGACAUCUGGUAUCCUGAUAUUAUUAUGGACAUAAAAGUGGAAAUCAAUAAUUUCCUAAUAAUACAUUUGCGUAAAUGAAGUUAUACAAAGCGACACCAACCAUAGAUUUGGAAUAUUACGUUUCUAGAGAGCCUAAAGUCAUACCAACCUCAGAUAGGAUAUAAAAGAAAAUAACAUUAUGAUCAACGGGCUCUUCAUCUCCCAAAUGGAAUCAGCUGGUAUGGGACACUACAGCUGGAAUAGUACGUUUGAUUCUAAUACGUCAUCCGUAGUAUUACAACAGCCUAAGAAAAACUCUCAUACGAGAUUGGAAGAAGAGGGACAAUGGAAAACAAGUUUGAUUGGAUGCUGUGAAGACAUGGAAUCAUUUUUACUAUCAGUAUUUUGUCCAUUUUGUGUGUCAUGCGAUAUUGCAAACCAGAUUGGAGAGAACCCCUGCAUCGCUAUAGUACCUGGUGGGUUGCUGGCACUACGGACGAGAAUACGAACAAAGAAAAACAUCAAGGGCUCAUUGUGCGAGGACUGUAUGGUACAGUGCUGUUUUUGUCAGCUAUCUAUCGGGCAGAUGUACCGUGAAGUCAACACAGAUAAGACCAAGGGGCCGAGUGGUGGAUGGACAAUGGUUUAAUGUGACCUUUUUUUUUAAAGAUGAAGAAAUAGCUUUUGCAGAUAUCUGAUGCUUGAUAAUGAUUGAUUGAUUGAUUGAUUGAUUGAUUGAUUGAUUGAUUGAUGGACCGAUUGAUUGACUGUUCCCUGAUAUAACGUCAUUGUUAGUCGUGGUUUACUGUGAAGCAAGCUCAUAGAGACCUUAUUGGUAUUUCAUUACAUUUCAUUUCUUUGUCUCCAAAAUAUUAACAUUUACAAGAAUAGAAGCAUCAAGGAACAAGCACAAAAACAUAUGAGGCAGGAUACCCCAAACGUGAACUAAAUCACCGUCGAGAGAGUGUCGUUCACAAAAGAACAAAUGCUUGCACCAUAAUUUUUUUUUUAAUUUUCUGAUGAUUUAAUAAAAUUUACUUUCAAAAAUUAAAAUUUUACAUUUUAAAAUAUCUAACGCAUGAUGCACUA
This is a messenger RNA of Anneissia japonica, 1181 nucleotides long. Its product is annotated as cornifelin homolog. Lineage: Eukaryota; Metazoa; Echinodermata; Crinoidea; Comatulida; Comatulidae. The coding region runs from base 292 to 741 and encodes 149 amino acids. The transcript is spliced from 7 exons. The record is from RefSeq and is a predicted model, not a curated record.